Gossypium arboreum is the source of this 6654-nucleotide messenger RNA. Its product is annotated as histone-lysine N-methyltransferase ASHH2. Gene Ontology annotation, biological process: regulation of DNA-templated transcription. Gene Ontology annotation, molecular function: histone H3K36 methyltransferase activity; zinc ion binding; protein binding. The coding region runs from base 546 to 6461 and encodes 1971 amino acids. The transcript is spliced from 18 exons. NCBI's taxonomy places the organism in Eukaryota, Viridiplantae, Streptophyta, Magnoliopsida, Malvales, Malvaceae. The record is from RefSeq and is a predicted model, not a curated record. Gene Ontology annotation, cellular component: nucleus; chromatin.
AAAUAACUUCCGUUUUGAUUCAUAGGAAGACAACAAUCACAAAAUUCAAACCCUAAUUUUUAAAACACAAAUCACUUCUAUUACGUUGUUUGUUGGUUUUAUGGUUUAUUUUUUAAAACAUACUUAUUAUCCAAAAGGCCAAAAAAGGAAUAUAAAUAAGCACUUCGCGGCGCCACCGAAUUCACUCUCAUUCUCUCUAAAAAGAAUGCGAGAUUUUCUUCUUCAACGGCCUGCUUCGUCUCCUCUCCUCUCUACUAUAAUAGAGAAAGGGAUUCUAGGGUUUUUCGGGUUUCUCCUCAGAGAAAGCGCGCUUCGAGAAGGUUAUAUUUAAAAACCUUUUAUAAAGUUCUUACUGGGAAUGUUUUGGUAAGGGGAAAAUAGGCAGUGAUUCUUUUGCGGUGAACUUGGGGGGGGGGGGGUGCAUUGUUUUGGUGUGGGGGAUAUACUUGAUUUUAUUAUUGGAGUUGUUUUUUUUGUUCUUUUAUUAUUUAGGUUGAAGCAAUGAGUUUGCUGCUUUGUUGAUAUUUUGUUUGGGAAGAACUGAGAUGUGUUUGUGCGAGAGUACGGCAUUGGUUAACGAACCUUUGAGUGUAGUUGCUUCUGCAGAGCAACAUUCAUGCUCCGAGUCAAUGGAAAACCUUGUUCCUGAGCCACGGGAUUGCAUUAUCAGUGAUUCUAGUGGGGAUUCUACUGGAAAUAGGUAUGAUGAUACUGUGAUUUAUUUGGAAGAAAACCGGGGUGAAAGUGAUGGUGACAGUGCAGGCUAUUCAUGUGAAAAUCAUUGUGAAAAUGUAGAUUGUUCUGGUUUAAAGGAAUUGUUGGGUGCUAGGAUUGACGAUCACGUGGCUUGUUUGAAUGUAAGUCAAGGUAAGAUUGAUGUUCAUAAUUCAGAAAAUGAUCAGUUGUGCUUGGAAAACAGAUUAUUUUCAGGUAAAUAUGUUCCAACUGCCAUUAAUGGAUCCUUAGGCUUGUCUCAGGAUGAAUUUUCUGCUUGUUUGAGCAGUGGUACAGAGAUUGAGACUGAAAUUUGCAACAGAAUUCAAUCUGUUAAGGAUAGUAACUUGACUUUAGAAUCAAUAGCCAUUGCUGGUUGCAGGAGUGGCUGUGCCCAACAAAAUGGCCAGAAUGAUAACAACAUUGUCAGAGGUCCUCUUCUUGAUUGGAAAAAUUGUGCUUCAUCCAUGAUAAAAUCUGUUACGAGCAGUGAGAUAUCAGCUAUAUGUUGUGCCCAGACACUUUCCAGUUUACAAGGGUCAGGUGAUUCAGUAAGUAGUUGUGACUGGCUGAACCAGAAAGAUGAAAUGAGUAGCAGAGAUUUCUCAUUGGAAGGUUUUAAUAAAGCUGUAGAAACUAAAAGUAUUGGUGAUACAUAUAGUGAGUUAUUGGCUUCAAAGGGUUGUGCAAGUUCAUUUGAGACAUUACAUAGCGCUGAAUCAUUGUGCACAAAGCAGAAUGCACAAACUGACAAUAAGAAUUUUAUCGUUCUAUCAGGAGAUAGUGUUGCAAAGGUUUCCGAGGAGAGGACUGGCAUUGCUGCAGGUGCAAAAGUUGAGACUUCAAGUGAAAUAAUGAAUGCAGGGGAUUCUUUUGAGCUCAGUGAAAACUCUCUUUGUGAUAAGUUAGUUUCAUUGUCUUGUCAUCCAUUUGAUAUUGUUGAAAAUGGUUUGUCUGGAAGGUUGGAUCCACCUGAUUGUCUGACAAAGGGUGCUUAUGCUGCACUUAAUUCUAGCAGUUCAAUUGACUUUUGUGGACAAAGGCAAAAUGAAGGGAAGGUUGUUGUCAAGGCUGAUUGUGUUUCAGAAGUUAAACAUCAUCCUACAGAAUCUUCCUCUCCUAGAAGGGGUGGCCGAAAAGAUAAGUCUAGUCAAAAGACUAAUGCAAAAACUAGGAACUGCAGGAACAAGCUGCAACUGCCACCUGAAAGUAUUGAACUUCAUUUUAGAGCUUCAAGAAGGAAGAGAAGCUGUUCAUCCAGACCUGGUCGUUCUUCCAUCCAGGAAUUGUUCAGUAAUAUUACACAAUUUCUUGAGCCAUGUGAUGACCCUGAGUUUAAUGAAGUGCAGAAUCAAAAACCAUCCAAUGCUAGGGAUGGCCAAGGAAGCAGGAAAAGUUGCAAAGAUCAGUCUGGUCAAAGCAUAAAAGGGUCAGGUGGGCUAAGUAAAUCUUCAACCAGUUGCUUGCGCUUUAGGAUUAAAGUGGGCAAGGGGGUUGGACCAAGUAAUCUGAAUAGUGUGGUUGCGGAAGUUGUUAAUCUGCCGGUUUCUGUUGACACUUCUUAUAGUAUUUAUGGAAAGGGAACAGGUCUACAAUUUCCAAAAUUAGCCAAUGUUGCUGAAGAUAAAGUAGGGGAACUGGGUAUUGAAAGGCAGUUUCUGAACAAGGAGGACCAAGAAAAGGUGAAAACAUGCUUAGAUGCUUCUUUUAUGGAUUUAAAACUAACAAACAAUGUUUCAGGAAGCGCUGAAUAUCUUAAAAAGUCUGCUGAAGAUGCUUUAGGUGAUUACCUUGUGAGUAAGCCAAAUGCAGUGGCUGAAUCAUCUGGAAGAGCAAUAGAUAACAAGUAUUCAGGUUCUGGAACUUCACCAGAUUCCUUAGUAAUCAAUUCAAUUCCUGACGCCCAAGUUGGCUUAAUACAUCAAGAAGAGUUGCAUGACCCUGCUCUGAAUAAUUCUGGUUUUCUUGCUUCUCCUGGAGGUGUUAAGAGUAGUAAGGUUAGCAAAAAGGGAAAGAAGGAUAAUCAUAGAUCUCCUCGUACAGUCUGCUUAAGGAAACCUAAGUCAUCCAAUAAUUGCAGAGGUAGAACAAAAACAAGAGAUAAUGAAUUUAUCUCUAACAAGGCUAUUAGUUCUUCCGCUGGUGCAAAUUCUUCUAGAGGAAAUGGGCUCGGAGUUUCUGAAGAGUCCAUGAAAAUGGAUAUUAGUAUGGAUGCUAAAGCAUGUUGUAGUCAUCAUGUUCCUGAAACAAAGAAAUUUAAGAAUUUGUCUUCCUCUAAAGACGCACUGAAUCAACUUUCCAAAAGUUCAAAAUCUCAGGCAGUGAGAAAGGGAGGGUCCAAAGUUUCUGAUUCAGCAGGUAGCAGGAAAGGAAAUGCUUGUAAGCAGUGGGGAGGUGAGUUGAAGUCAGUCAGUAAGAUCAAAGUAAAGGAGAAAGGCUCUAAUCAAGAGAUUGUAACCAGAGGAGGAAAGCAUCCACUAACAGCAGGAAAUCACAUUUCAGUUGAUUUUGAGAACUCAGAUACUGGCAACAGCAGUGCAUCUGCUUACAUGAUUAAUAUUGACUCGGUAUCAGAUGUCAUCAAGCAGCACACACAGCCUGAUAAUGCUUGGGUCUGUUGUGAUGAUUGUCAUAAAUGGCGGAGAAUACCAGUUACACUUCUAAAUUCAAUUGAUGAGGCAUGUCGUUGGAUCUGUGGGGACAACACGGAUAAAACAUUUGCUGACUGCUCAAUCCCUCAAGAGAAAUCCAAUGCAGAUAUUAAUGCAGAGUUGGGUGUAUCAGAUGCUGAGGAAGAUGGUUGUGAUGGUUUAAACUAUAAGGAAUUCGAGAAGGGAUUCAAUAAUAAACGUGUGACAGUGCCACCACCAUCGCAUUUUUGGCGUAUUGAUAGCAACAAAUUUUUGCACCGUGGCUGUAAAACUCAAACCAUCGAUGAGAUAAUGAUUUGCCAUUGCAAACGACCUCCUGAUGGUAACCUUGGUUGUGGGGAUGAAUGUCUAAAUCGAAUGCUGAACAUUGAAUGUGUUCAGGACACCUGUCCCUGCGGGGAGCUUUGCUCAAAUCAACAGUUCCAGAAGCGAAAAUAUGCAAAGAUGAUGUGGGACAGAUUUGGUAGGAAAGGUUUCGGUCUGAGGAUGCUUGAGAAUAUUUCUGCUGGCCAGUUUCUUAUUGAAUACGUUGGAGAGGUGCUUGAUAUGCAAGCUUAUGAGGCUCGACAAAAGGAGUAUGCUUCUAGGGGUCAGAGGCACUUCUAUUUCAUGACAUUGAAUGGCAGUGAGGUAAUAGAUGCAUAUGUCAAAGGGAAUUUGGGGCGCUUCAUUAACCACAGUUGUGAUCCAAAUUGCCGUACUGAAAAGUGGAUGGUUAAUGGAGAAAUUUGUAUUGGACUAUUUGCAUUGAGAGAUAUAAAGAAGGGUGAAGAGAUUACAUUUGACUACAAUUAUGUGAGGGUAUUUGGAGCUGCUGCCAAAAAAUGUCAUUGUGGUUCAUCUCAUUGUCGGGGUUAUAUAGGUGGUGAUUCACUUAGUGAGGGAGUAAUUGUUUAUGAUGAUUCUGAUGAAGAAUCUCCUGAACCUAUGAUGCUUGAAGAUGGUGAAACCUGGAAUGGUUAUGCUAAUGUUAUUUCUAGAUAUAGUCCCUUCGUUGGUGCAGAAAUGCAACCUGUGGAGAGAGUAAUAACUUAUGGUGUCAGAAAAUUGGAGAAAGUGCCAGAAGCUGAGGGCUCGGUUUACCAUUCUGCUUCUGCUUCUUCUAAAUUGGACAUUUCAGCUGAAAUAGAAGAUUUGCAGGGAAAUUUCCAGUUACCCAUUCAACCUGAAGAAGUUUCCCCUUUGGCAGCUCCCUAUGAAGCUGUUCAGCAAGAUGAUACCAUUGAACAUAAGGCUAUGAAGAAAACCUCACGUUUGAUUCAUAUAUUAGAUACCUCUCUAAAUAUGUCAGACAACAAAUUACCUUCUGUUAUUAUUGAUGCUAAUAAGGAGUCAAAGUUUAACACAGCUGAAGACAAACAGGUUCCUCCAAAAUCGCACCCCCUGAUGAAGACAUCAUGUUUAUCUAGCUCCCAUAAGAAGGGGAAACUUAGUAGUAAUUCUCUGAAUGGAACUAAGGUUCGGAUGAUAUCUGAAAAAUCUCAAGUGCCUGCUUUCAAGCUCAAAAAAUUCUUGGAAUCUUCUAGUUCUUGCCGUUUUGAAGCAGUGGAGGAGAAACUUAAUGAAUUGCUGGAUUCUGAGGGGGGAAUAACAAAAAGAAAGGAUGCUUCUAAAGGUUACUUGAAGCUUCUGCUUCUCACAGCAACUUCUGGCGAUAGCGCCAAUGGUGAAGCAAUUCAGAGCACUCGUGAGCUUUCAAUGAUUCUUGAUGCCCUUUUAAAAACCAAAUCACGGUUGGUGCUGACCGAUAUAAUUGACAAGAAUGGUUUGCAGAUGCUGCACAACAUAAUGAAGAAAUACCGAAGGGACUUUAAUAAGAUUCCGGUUCUUCGGAAGCUUUUGAAGGUUUUAGAAUACUUAGCAAGGAGGAAGAUACUUACGGUAGAACGUAUUAAUGGAGGUCCUCCCUGUGCUGGAAGGGAGAGCUUUUUAGAGUCAAUACUGUCAUUCACAGAGCACAAUGACAAAACGGUCCAUGAAAUAGCUCGAAAUUUUCGAGAUACAUGGAUUCCAAAACCCUUGAGAAAACAUAGCUACAGGGACAAGGUUGAGAGAAGGAUGGAGCUUCGCAGGUACUUGGGCUGUAACAGGGUUUCAGCCUCACACAAUCAUUUGCGGGACCAGGCCAUAAGAUCUACUGAAGCAAUUACCGUUGUUAAAACAACUACACUGGAUAAUUCCCAUGAGAUUUGCUCCUCAUCUCCCACAGGCGUUUGCCAAACCAAUGGCACCAAAAUUCGCAAGCGUAAAAGCCGCUGGGAUCAGCCUGCAGAAACAGAGAAAAUUGAUUCACGGUCACCAAAGAAACAUGAAUAUAGCCAAUUAACCAUUUUGGGUAAACCGACAUCAAAUCACAUGAACAAGAUGAGUAGAUGGGAUAAAGAAUGUCAUGACAUCCUAUGCAAAGGUGAAGCCGUUAAUGUAGUCAAUGGAAAGCACAGGUUUCAGGGGGAUGCUCCACUGGGGUUCUCAUCCCCUUGCAGUGCAUCUUUGGUUUCCUCGACUGCUGCAUUAACUGCCACUAGUUUUCCUCAACCAAAAACUUGUCAGUUGAAGUGUCCAGAAAUGACCAUCGCUCAUCCACAGACGAGAUUAAUUUCCCGUUUGCCGGUCUCAUAUGGAAUUCCAUUACCCAUUGUGCAGCAGUUCGGAGCACCAAAGGAUGAAAGUGUAGAGAGUUGGGCAAUUGCCCCCGGCAUGCCAUUCCACCCUUACCCACCUUUACCUCCAUCUCCAUGUCCCCAUGGUAAGAAAGACACUCCACCUGUUUGUGCUGCUAACUCCAUUGGAAAUAAUGAAGAUGCAAAAGAUGAGCAGCAGGACUGCUGUCGGCCUGCCACAAGUUAUCCUGACAAUAGCAUUCGUAGCACAGCCCGUUGCAACGAACCAAAUUCUGAAAUUCCAUGUGCAAACAUCCAACGUACAUCGAAAAGAACUAGGGAAUCCUCCAAUGAUUUAGGUAAGUACUUCAGACAGCAGAAACGAAAAGGGCCUCCGUGGCAUAAAUCCGAGUCCACUGGAAGCAAGGAUAAUAAUAUUGGUGGGACUAGCUUUCUAGAUGUAGGGAAUGUAAAAAAUGAUGUGAGAAAUUCUUGAUAUUCAGAUUAUAUAAACCUGUAGAGUUGAAGAAGGCAGCCAUGAUUUUUGUCAGCAGCCAUAGUACCCAUUCAACAUUGAUUAAUGGUAUAUAUAUACGGCAUUUGUUGCUCGGGUUGAUGCCCGCACUGGAAAUUUGUAAUUUUAUUCAAUUUUCAGCUUGAAGUAAUUAAUCUUAGGUUCUGUUUGAUUA